GGAUAGAUAAAUGUCGGGUUUCACUCGUAAAAUGUCCAUAAAGAACUGAAAUUUUAUUGUUUCUAAUGUUCCCUUAGAACGAUUGGGUUUCUCUUACAAAAACAUGUACUUCUUUUUUGGGAUAUUAUCCCUGGUGUUUAUAACAAUCGAAGCUCGCGGAACUCCAAAAAUUGAAAUAUUCGAGAUUCGUGAAACUGACAAUGGUCUUGAGUUGAAAAAUCUCAAUACUAACACGAAAAACCAUCAGGGUUCUGACUCCCUACUCAAGUUACUUCGAGCCCCAAGAACUGACAACCAAGCAUCGAAACUAGCAAAGCAGUUGCUAAGCAAGUUGAAGAGUUCUCUGAAAACAGAAGACGAUACGAAAACGAAUAGAUAUUAUAACUAUAAUUAUAAUGAUGAUGCUCACAUCUACAUUCUGAAUAGUAACAUGUUUGAUGACGAAUCCUCUUACGAAGAGCUUUUCAUUGACAAAACUCGUCACGAGCGAAGCUCCGAUAGAAACGAACUCAGGGACGUCUUAUUUCAGUUACUUCAGCCACAGAAAAAGCUGAAAAAGCUUCGGCGAGACAACAAGCCUUUGGCACCCUUAUCAGGCUCUGCAACAUUCGCUCCGAUGCGCAAACGGCAAUAUGACUAUGAAUGAGCGAACGCUUGAAACAAUAAAAUGUCAAUUCCAAAUACACUUAAUCAGCUAUUUAAUUUCUUAUCUUCUUUAGCCCCGACUUAAAAUUGACAGGGUGUUAUAAGUUUUAAGUAGGAGGUGAGUCCACACUAUUGUAGCCGUCGAACGGAUGAAGCGAACUUGAUUUUGAUUUGUUUAUUUCAUUUGAAAGGUUUUUCAAUCUAAA
This is a messenger RNA of Trichoplusia ni (cabbage looper), 851 nucleotides long. RefSeq lists its product as uncharacterized. Bases 104 to 646 code for a protein of 180 amino acids. The record is from RefSeq and is a predicted model, not a curated record. The transcript is spliced from 4 exons. Lineage: Eukaryota; Metazoa; Arthropoda; Insecta; Lepidoptera; Noctuidae.